CCCAACCGGCCCUCACUCGCCUCUUCACUUUCCACCACCAACCAUAACACAUACAUUUGGCGCAAAUACUCAGCGGUCGCCAACAUGGUUCUCGCCAAGUCGAAAAAGAGUGUCGGGCUGGGCAACAGCCUGAUGAAUGACCGGUUCGGGAAGGGCAAAGGCGCGGACAUGCGAAAGGGCAACUUCCAGGGCGGUAUCGAACGGACAGGCCAGAAUGGAGAGCGGUACAUCACAAACCCCAGCAAAGAGGCAUCCUGGGUGAAGAUGCGUUCGGUGACUGAACAAGGCGCCCUCGACGAAUUCCUGUCUACCGCUGAACUGGCUGGAACCGAUUUCACGGCGGAGAAGAUGAAUAACGUCAAAAUCAUACACCGAGACCAGAAGAACCCCUACCUUCUAUCAGCGGCGGAAGAGCGUGCCACUGUUCGGAAACAGCGAGAGAACAAGAAGCGCCUAACCGUGCCGCGUCGUCCACCUUGGGACCAGAAGACGACGCCUGAGCAGCUAGAUGCUCGCGAGAAAGAGUCACUGAUGCAGUGGCGGAGAGGCUUGGCAGAACUACAAGAAAACAACGACUUACUCAUGACACCUUUCGAGCGCAAUCUGGAGGUUUGGAGACAGCUGUGGCGGGUGAUUGAACGAUCAGAUCUUGUCGUGCAAAUUGUAGAUGCGCGCAACCCUCUUCUCUUCCGAUGCGAAGAUUUAGAAUCGUACGUCAAGGAGGUCGACUCUAAAAAGAACAAUCUACUGCUUGUCAACAAAGCCGACAUGAUGACUCUGGCACAGCGUCAGGCAUGGGCUGAUUACUUCACUGAAGCUGGCAUCAACUACAAGUUUUUCUCUGCCGAGUUGGCAAAGGAACUGAAUGAGGCUAGAGCCCUUGAAGAAGAGAGCGAUUCGGAUGCCCCCGAAGAAGAUGUCAGUGAAGACGAACCCGAAGAGUCGGAUACUCAGGAAGACGAACUCGCAGCGAAGGCUGGGGAGCUCAACAUCCAAAAAAGCGGCGGUAAAGACAACAAUACUUCGAAUACCCAAGGCCAGGGCGUUCCUUUAUCCGACGAAGAAGAACGAACACGCAUCAUAACCACGGAUGAGCUUGAAGCGCUCUUUCUUCAACAUGCACCUGAGAUUGAUACUGGGCCAAACAGUGAUCAUCGGAAGACGCAUAAAACGCAGAUUGGUCUUGUGGGUUACCCCAACGUGGGUAAAUCUUCCACUAUCAACGCUCUUGUUGGCGCAAAAAAGGUUUCCGUUUCUGCUACUCCCGGCAAAACGAAACAUUUCCAAACAAUUCACCUCAGUGAUCAAGUCCUACUGUGCGAUUGUCCCGGUUUGGUCUUUCCUAAUUUCGCAAGCACCAAAGCCGAACUCGUUUGCUCUGGUGUGCUUCCCAUUGAUCAAUUGAGAGAGUACACGGGACCUGCAGGUCUUGUCGCCCAAAGAAUUCCCCAGUUCUUCAUGGAAGCUCUAUACGGCAUGAAGAUUCACAUUCGUCCGGCUGAGGAGGGCGGCACUGGCAUUCCAUCGUCCGAAGAAAUACUUCGUGCUUACGCCAGCGCUAGAGGCUUCCAGACGCAAGGUGUAGGCCAGCCCGAUGAAUCUCGUGCCGCGAGGCAUAUUCUCAAGGACUACGUCAAGGGCAAAUUGUUGUUCUGUCACCCACCACCUUCAGAACCCGCGAUCGACCCGAGACGAUUCAACCGCGAGCUGUACGACAUCAACCACCUUCCAGCGAAGCGUCGUGCACAAGUGGCCCAUCAUGCAGAAUCUGCUUCAGCUGUUGACGCCGAAGAUGCUUCUUUGAUGGACGAUGACCUUGAUAUGAUACCUAUGCCUGCCACAGGAGAGAAGUCUAAGGGCCUUGAUAAGAGGUUCUUCGGACCUGGCCAAGGUAAUGGACAUGUCAAUCAACCAUUUCACUAUCAGUACAGCGAGCAGGGCAAGGGCAAGGAAUUGAGCGGACGCAAGCUGAAGACCAUGACAGCGCUGGAGCGAGACGUGGACCCCACCGAGUUGCGGAUGGGCGGCAAGAAACAUUUCAAAGGUAACAAGCGUCGCGCGAAGAAGGAGCGAUCAGUCUACGAGUGA
Periconia digitata is the source of this 2088-nucleotide messenger RNA. NCBI's taxonomy places the organism in Eukaryota, Fungi, Ascomycota, Dothideomycetes, Pleosporales, Periconiaceae. The record is from the annotation of a GenBank genome assembly.